CAAUCAAAGUUUAAAGUUGUACUUAAUGCAAAGCAAAUUCAUCGAGCAAAUAACGACUGACAUCAUGUACAUAUGUGCAUAGUCCACUGAAUACCAAUCAUUUGACUUUGUCGUUUGAGAUUUUCUUGCUUAGGUUACGCAGUGUGAGAUAUUGUGACAAAAAUGUACGCGAAUAAGUACUUAGUGUGGGUGGUUUUGCAUGAAGUUCUAUUUUCUAUAUAUCCUACUGUCGCAGUUGAACGGCAAAUAAGACAAAGUCAUAUAAAUUCCUCCAAACUUUCUCUUGAAUUGUCUCAAUCGAAUGAAGAGGACGAGGUAAAAGUUAAUCCUCGAUGGACAAACAUUAACGCAGAGGUGGAUGUGGUAAUCCCAAUGAUUUUAAAUCAUUUGCAUAAUAUAAAGAUCGAACAUUUAAAUCUACCGGAUAUAACAGAGACAAUUUCUUUGACAUUUAUUUUGGUUGCCUACAAGACACGCUUGAUUUUAAGCAACGGAAUAGUUUAUAACGUGGAAGGAAUAGAGCGAUAUGGUGAUGCCAAGAUGACUUAUAAAGAAAAGAGGUUUCAUAUUCGAUUUGAUUUGAAAAUAAAGAAAUUACAGUUUGAAUACAACUUUCUUCUUCAAGUAAUGCCCAUUGACGGUUAUGGAAAGGUAAUAGGUAAAUUGGAAGAUACAAUUAUUCGUUCGGAAAUAGCAAUAGACGUGACAAAUAUUAGCUUAGCUCUCCACGAUUUUCGCAUUCUCGACUACAGAAAAAUACAUGUUCAAUUGGAUCAAAUUCAAAUACUAAGAGAAUUAAGUGGAUUAAUAUUGUCACCAAUUACGAAUUUAUUCAAGGAACGAAUAAGAACUUCAAUAUCGGAUGGUUUGAAAAAGGAAAUGGAAUUUAUAUUUAAUGAGUUUAAUGAAGGCGAUCCUUUGCAACUUCGAAUGUUUGCUAAGCAGUUGCUAGCCGGAUUAAUAAAUUAAUUAGAUGUAUUUGUAUAUGAAAUUAAUAAGAGUUCUUGUGUAAACCAAAUCUGAUUUACUUGGUUGCGAACGAAAUCAGAAUUCUAUAUAGGAAAUUAAAAAUUGCAGACAACUUGAUUAAUUUUAUUUGUGAAAUUAUUAAUUAAAACGUGAAAAACGAAAACGAAAGAUUUUAGCGAUCAUAGUAAUCUACUUCAUGUCCAAGAGAAUCAUAAUAAUAAUUUAGCUCUUACAAAUGUACAUAUGUACAUACUAUACCUUUCAUACUAGUGCUUAGUUUCCAACAAAAACGUGGAUUCGAACAACAAACCAAUAAAAUCAGAAUUCAUAAUAUA
This is a messenger RNA of Bactrocera neohumeralis, 1304 nucleotides long. RefSeq lists its product as uncharacterized. Bases 163 to 969 code for a protein of 268 amino acids. Lineage: Eukaryota; Metazoa; Arthropoda; Insecta; Diptera; Tephritidae. The record is from RefSeq and is a predicted model, not a curated record. The transcript has 5 exons.